Messenger RNA from Peronospora matthiolae, 348 nucleotides. Lineage: Eukaryota; Oomycota; Peronosporomycetes; Peronosporales; Peronosporaceae. The record is from the annotation of a GenBank genome assembly.
AUGAAGCAUGAACUGAGUCGGUCUGCUAUUCGCACGAACACAACUGAAAAAUGUACCAAUAAUAUUUACUUUAUAAAUGAAGGUUCACGACUCGGUAUUCACCAUUACGAAUCUCGGCCCCGCUCUUGCGGCUGGCAAACGAUUGUGUCGAAAGCCGCAGAGAAAACACCGCUACUGGCUUUGCGUGUCAUAGAGCUCAUUAUGGAAGCUGAUUUCCCUCAGGGCGUGAUUAAUGUUGUACUGGAUGCAGGCAAAUCCGGAUGCUGCCUCGCACAGCAACCGAACGCUGAAAAGGCCGCCUAUAUGGGCUCCACUGAGUCUGGCUAUUAUCUCAUGCGCACGUCCUGA